GAUUCUAAUGCCUAAGGGAAAGAGAAUAAGUAUUCAAUGUAGUCCAGCCCAGAAUGCAGCCUCCUCAGUGGAAACUUCAGAACAAUCCAUGGUCCUUAAAAAGUCAGUUAUCAAAGGGUAUCACGCUUUUCAAAUAAGACCACCAUCAAUUACAUCCCCAACACGUCUAACUGUAGAGCCUGAAUAUACAAAUAUCCAUGAUACUGAUGCCUGCUUGGUGUGGUUGCCGCCACUUGAGUCAUUCCAAACAUUGUUACAUGAUAGUGUCACUGACCAAAAACGCCAGCUAUGGUUGCGAGAUGUAGCAGGACUUCCAAUUGGCCAUGUUCCAUGAGGGAUAGCUGGCU
Messenger RNA from Ruditapes philippinarum (Manila clam), 347 nucleotides. RefSeq lists its product as uncharacterized. The transcript is spliced from 2 exons. The record is from RefSeq and is a predicted model, not a curated record. Bases 8 to 334 code for a protein of 108 amino acids. Lineage: Eukaryota; Metazoa; Mollusca; Bivalvia; Venerida; Veneridae.